AUGCGCGAGAAGACGCGUGCCAACGGUGGCGGUAUCGACCUCCCGUUGCAGGACUACGUCCUCCGCCUCCACUACGACAACGGCGAGGACAUCGACGAAGCGGGGGACGACGGCGGCGACGGUAGCGGCGACGAGGGCUGCUACGACGACGAUGAGGAGUUUCCUGACCGUCGCCGCCAGGCGCAGCGGGCCGCAGCCCGUACCCACGACGGCUGCACCAAGGGGAUGCAGCAGAAGGCGGCGGCAACGACGACGACGACGACCUCGGUGGUUCGGGGGUCAAUCCCUGCACCGGUAGUGACACUACCGCCCACCCGGGGUCCAACUCCAUCGCCGAGGGGGACAGCCGGUGGCAAUUCCACCUCGCCGCCGGCGUUCGCGCCCAGAACGAGCGCUCGAACCAGGAGGGCCGCCACCGAGCCCUCGGACGACCUCGGGGACACCAGGACGCAGGAGGAGGACCAGUGGCACCCCCCAGGCUGUGGUACCAGUCGCGGCCGGAAGAAGAACGCCGCCGACGACAUCACCGGCGGCGAUAGAGUGCCGCACCCCGAGGAGAGGGAGAAGCGCCCGGGCGACGUCACUCCCGCCCGGGGGACAGACGGAGGGGGGCAACACCACCGCCCCCAGUUCCCCGGAGGUGGGGACGAUAAGGAGAAGGAGGGGGAGGAAUCUCCCGACCAUCGAGGAGUCGUCGUCGGGAGAAGAAGCAGAGGCAGCGGUGGUUCCGUCGUCGUCGUCGGACGAGGAAUGGAGAGUGGCGGCCCCCAGAAGAGGACGAAAGAGGGCAGGGCUGCGGACUCCCGUACCGGGGGAGCGUGGAAAAGGAACGGGAAGAAGAAGAAGGCCCCCCGGCAGCGCUAG
Messenger RNA from Colletes gigas, 864 nucleotides. Its product is annotated as translation initiation factor IF-2-like. The transcript has 2 exons. NCBI's taxonomy places the organism in Eukaryota, Metazoa, Arthropoda, Insecta, Hymenoptera, Colletidae. Bases 1 to 864 code for a protein of 287 amino acids. The record is from RefSeq and is a predicted model, not a curated record.